Molecule: messenger RNA, 1554 nt
Organism: Oryzias latipes (Japanese medaka)
Lineage: Eukaryota; Metazoa; Chordata; Actinopteri; Beloniformes; Adrianichthyidae
Gene: fibina
Product: fin bud initiation factor a
Source: RefSeq, a predicted model, not a curated record
UACAUAACUGAUUAUUAGCCAAAUAAGUAAGAUUAGACAUGGGAACCACUUUUACACAAACAGGUAGAGUUGGAAAUGUGGUUCUAGUAAAGUAUUUUUGCAUAAAUUGUGAUCUCAGAAACAACUUAUGCACAAAUAUAAAUGAUUUGAAUAAAACACAGCAUCUUGAGUUUACAUCAGCAGGGGCCACGGGGCCCCUAAUCUGUGCCUUUUAGGUGACGUAGGGCUCUGUAACCUGAGUCAGAAUGAAAACUCCACGCUGUAUCCGGCGGUCAGUCCAGAUCAGAUGCAGCUCACCAAAGAGGGUGAGGGGGUGCAUGAUGGUUCCCAUUCUACUGCUGCUCAUCACACUCAUGCCGUUUGGCUCAGCGGUGUACACCGGGCCCCUGCAGCCGGAGAUCUCCAACGGCACGUUCCAUCACUUCUUUGUCCCGGACGGAGAUUAUGAAGAGACGGUGGAUCCGGAGCAGUGCCAGAUGUUGUUUAAAUUCUCAGACGUUUAUCCGUGCGGGCACGCGGAGGAGGGGAGCGACGCCGCGGUGCGGGACGACUUCGUCAUCAGCAAACUGCAGGCGGAGGACGCGGCGCGGCUGCUGGAGAGCAUCGGGCGCACCGUGGCGCACGACCUGGACGGAGAGGACAGCUACGGGAAGUUCCUCCAGCGGGAGAUCUCCCAGAUCAGCGAGGCCUUCUCCAGCGUGGACAAGUCUCUGCUAGAGCUGGAGGUGAAGUUCAAGCAGAGCCAGGAGACGGAGCUGAGAGAGGAGCAGCAGUUGAACGGAUACGUGGUGCAACAAGUGAGCGACAUCAGAGGCGCGCUGAGAGAAACCACCGACAUCUCCCUGGGACUCCGAGACAGACACGAGCUGCUGUCCCUCAUCAUCCGCAGCCAUGGAACCAGGCUGAGCCGCCUGAAGACAGAGUUCCUAACUGUGGACUCCUAGAAGGAUGUGCCAGAGGACCCUCCAGCUCAUUAGAAACUGGAAUGUUCAUAAAUAUCUAAGUUUAUAUUAUUAUUUUUAAAUAUUUUGAUCUUUGCUGGCUCCCAAACCUUGGAGCUGACUGAAGGGAACUCCGGCAAACUAUCAGCACCGCCUUCCAAGUCAGAGGGUUAAAAGCAAUAUAAGCAUAAAUUAUGUCUUCAAACAGGUCUGCUCCAAAAGACUAAAAAAAAAUAACCAAAAAGGGAUUGAUUUUUUAAUGUUUUUAAGUGUUUUUUUUUUGGCUGGCGUCCAGAAAACAUUCAUUCUGUAUGUUGUGAUUACGCUGUUAACAGCUCACCAAAUAAAUAUGCUUCACAAAUUUUCCCUUUUCUGUCAAACGGAUGAAACAUUAUCGUUCCAAAUGCAUUUGUUCCCACAGGUCAUGUAGAGUUGGCCCUCAGCUGAGACAUGUGGGCAUCUGCAGCAUGUCUCUCUACCUUCUACUGCCAUCUGGAAGACAUCUGUUUGUUCAAAGGCAGCCACUGUCACCAUUAUCUUUAUCUGUCACAGCCUGCAAAGCUGGAUCUGAUUGACUCAUUAUUGCAGCAUAAACACCUUGCUUUGUUCUUUA